Molecule: messenger RNA, 2198 nt
Organism: Clupea harengus (Atlantic herring)
Lineage: Eukaryota; Metazoa; Chordata; Actinopteri; Clupeiformes; Clupeidae
Gene: siah1
Product: siah E3 ubiquitin protein ligase 1
Biological process (GO): proteasome-mediated ubiquitin-dependent protein catabolic process; multicellular organism development
Cellular component (GO): cytoplasm
Molecular function (GO): ubiquitin conjugating enzyme binding; ubiquitin protein ligase activity; zinc ion binding
Source: RefSeq, a predicted model, not a curated record
ACGCUGGACUCCAGCUCACCGGUCUACAGGGGCCUGUUGGACUAUGUUUGUGUGAUCACCAUUCCUGGCCUAAUCGGGACGCAGAUCUUUUGACCCUUUGACACCAGUGUUUUGUGUGUGUGUGUUUGUCUGCGCUCACGUGCGCGUUGCGAUGUGGGCCGGCAUCGGGGUGCUGUGCUGUGUUAUGGACUGUUUGGUUUCCACGGUGAAGUCGUGAUGAGGAGCGGGGCCGGGGCUCCCCAUGUCACGUGCCGUUAGGCAGCAGCCUGUCUACUCGUGGAAGGGGGUGCUCAAGCUGUUCACGUGCAUCGCCACCCGCACCGCCAGCAGCAAGCCUAAAGAGGUCAACCCAUUUCAAGAGAAGACGCGAGCCUUACUUGGGAAUCAUAUGGACGACGAAAUGAGUCGCCAGCCUGCCCCAGCGCUGCCCACAGGAACCUCCAAGAGCACCCCUUCCCAACGCGUCCCCACCCUGUCGGGCACCACCGCCUCCAACAGCGACCUGGCCAGCCUGUUCGAGUGCCCCGUGUGCUUCGACUAUGUGCUGCCUCCCAUCCUGCAGUGCCAGAGCGGCCACCUAGUGUGCAGCAACUGCCGGCCAAAGCUGACGUGCUGCCCCACGUGCCGCGGGCCGCUGGGCUCCAUCCGCAACCUGGCCAUGGAGAAGGUGGCCAACUCGGUGCUGUUCCCCUGCAAAUACGCCUCGUCGGGCUGCGAGGUGACGCUGCCUCACACGGACAAGGCGGAACACGAGGAGCUGUGCGAGUUCCGGCCGUACUCGUGCCCCUGCCCGGGCGCGUCGUGCAAGUGGCAGGGCUCGCUGGACGCCGUCAUGCCGCACCUGCUGCACCAACACAAGUCCAUCACCACGCUGCAGGGCGAGGACAUCGUCUUCCUGGCCACGGACAUCAACCUGCCGGGCGCCGUGGACUGGGUGAUGAUGCAGUCGUGCUUCGGCUUCCACUUCAUGCUAGUGCUGGAGAAGCAGGAGAAGUACGACGGGCACCAGCAGUUCUUCGCCAUCGUGCAGCUGAUCGGCACGCGCAAGCAGGCGGAGAACUUUGCCUACCGGUUGGAGCUGAACGGCCACCGGCGUCGGCUCACUUGGGAGGCCACGCCACGCUCGAUCCACGAGGGCAUCGCCACAGCCAUCAUGAACAGCGACUGCCUGGUGUUCGACACCUCCAUCGCACAGCUGUUUGCCGAGAACGGCAACCUGGGCAUCAACGUCACCAUAUCCAUGUGCUGAGGACACCUUUUUCGUAGAUGCACACUAACAGACAAAUGCACACAUACAAACACACAUGAGCACACACACACACACACACACACACGUACCCACACAUUCAAAUGCACUUGACAAACACACAGACCCACACAAAUGGACACAUUUCAAACUAGGACCGCUUGGGUUUUACUGAAAGUGCGGGGGGUGAAAAUGAGGAUUGGGAGGGUUUGUUUGGCCAACUUGGAAGUUGGAGCUUUAUUUUUGUUUGUUUGUUUUUUUUUUUCCUUCCCUACGUCUUUCCGUUGCUGUUGUGCUAGUAGUCGUUGACGCAGCGCUGCCUUGCCAGGCUGGGCUGAGUUGGGCUGGGCCAGGUUGGAGCUGGAAGCAAGCGGACCAUGCAGCCCGCUCCUGGGGGAGCUGGAUUCACUGACCCCCGCCCCCAUCUGGCCAGGCGGUCCACAGGCCUGCUGCACGGGAGGUUGGGUUCAACCGUGGGAUGCUCUCGGAGGGGACAGCUCAGAGCAGGUCUCCACAGAUUUACUUUAAUGUUCUUUUUGUUUUUUUUUGGGUCAUUUUGUUUUAUUUUGUUCCCUCCCACCCAAAAAUGUUCUGUAAAAUGUAAAUACCUAAAAUAUAAAACAUUUCAGUUUAAAAAAUUUACAUUCAGAAAGUACAAUUUUCGUUUUUAUUACUGACAAUUUGUUUUUCUUUAAGGUCCUCUGCAGUACUCAUAUUAACUAUAUUAAUUAUGAGAUUGUAAUAAUUAUUGUAAUUAUUUUUUGUUAUGUUUAAGAGAAGAAUGAAAAGGGUUCUUUUUAUUUUUAUUUUUUAAAUGUUAUGUUGUCUUUCUGUGUGUGAUGGGUGGGCAAGACGGAACUGAAUAGCUCUGUGGAUUAAUUGUGCUGUUGCUGGUCCUUAUCUUGGUUUAUUGUUUUUGUUUUGGCCAUUAAAUAAAUCUAUCUUUUUCAUA